GAUAAACGGGAGCGAGCCAGGACUGCAGGCUGCUGAGCAGACAGGUUCUUCUCUGAUCAUCGUAGCUUCAAACAAUUUCCAACAUGAGCAGGUCUACAAAGAAAACAGGAGAGCCUCCUGAACCCAGCAGUGUCUCUGUGAAGAGUGAUAACUCUGCAGACUAUCCUCUGAACUUUAAAUCUACACGGGACACGUUUCAAAGAUGGAAAAACUGUGAGAGGAGACACACAUCAGAUUCCUGCUCAGUUUCCAUGAAAAGUGACCAUUCUGCUGGUCAUCCUUUAAACUUUAAAAGAGCUGACUCAUUGGAUGAAAGGUGGAGCUUCAGAGAUUCUCCCAAGAAUAUUCCAGAAAGGAAACGCAGCUCAGAUACAACCUCAGUUUCCCUGAAGAGUGACCAAUCUGCCCGUCAUCCCCUAAACUUCAAAGAUGGACGAGACGCAUCUGAGACAAGGAGUUUUCCAGAAAGGAUGGACACCUCAGUACUCAGCUCUGUUUCCCUGAAGAGUAAUAGAUCCAUGGAUCAUCCUAUCAACAUCAAAGCUGGAUUGGACGAGCAGAGGACAGAAACGCUCAGUGAUCAGUCUGCAAACCAGAAUCCAUCAGAGCUGGUCCUCAUCUUCAAGGAACUUGAGAAGAAUAUUGUUAAAUUUGUGAAAAGUGAGCUGAAGAAGUUCCAGACAUUUCUACAUCCAGAUCCUACACAACAUUUACAGAGUGGGAAGAAGGAUGAGGAGGUGUUGCAGGGUGUAGAUGAAGACCAGAGGAGGAGCAGCAAAGAGGCAUUUCUAAAUAUCACAAUGUCCUUUCUGAAGAGCAUGAAGCAGGAGCAGCUGGCUGACUUGUUGUACAGCAAAAUGUUUGCACCGCUCUAUAUAAAUAAGCUGAAAUCCAACCUGAAGAAGAGGUUCCAGUGUGUGUUUGAGGGGAUUGCUAAAGCAGGAAGUCCAACCCUUCUGAACCAGAUCUACACAGAGCUCUACAUCACAGAGGGAGGGACUGGAGAGGUCAAUGAUGAACAUGAGGUCAGACAGAUUGAAACAGCAUCCAGGAAACCACACAGACCAGAAACAACCAUCAGACAAGAAGACAUCUUUAAAGUACCACCCGGAAGAGAUCAACCAAUCAGAACAGUGAUGACAAAGGGAGUGGCUGGCAUUGGGAAAACAAUCUUAACCCAGAAGUUCACUCUGGACUGGGCUGAAGACAAAGCCCACCAGAACAUCCAGGUCAUAUUUCCAUUCACCUUCAGAGAGCUGAAUGUGCUGAAAGAGAAGAAGUUCAGCUUGGUGGAACUUGUUCAUCACUUCUUUACUGAAACCAAAGAAAUCUGCAGCUUUGAACAGUUCCUUGUUCUGUUCAUCUUUGAUGGUCUGGAUGAGAGUCGACUUCCUCUGGACUUCCACAACAAGGAGAUCCUGACUGAUGUUACAGAGUCCACCUCAGUGGAUGUUCUGCUGACAAACCUCAUCAGCGGGAACCUGCUUCCCUCUGCUCUCCUCUGGAUAACCACACGACCUGCGGCAGCCAAUCAGAUCCCUCCUGAGUGUGUUGGCAUGGUGACAGAGGUCAGAGGGUUCACUGACCCACAGAAGGAGGAGUACUUCAGGAAGAGAUUCAGAGAUGAGGAGCAGGCCAGCAGGAUCAUCUCCCACAUGAAGACAUCAAGAAGCCUCCACAUCAUGUGCCACAUCCCAGUCUUCUGCUGGAUCACUGCUACAGUUCUGGAGGAUGUGUUGAAGACCAGAGAGGGAGGAGAGCUGCCCAACACCCUGACUGAGAUGUUCAUCCACUUCCUGGUGGUUCAGACCAAAGUGAAGAAGGUCAAGUAUGAUGGAGGAUCUGAGACAGAUCCACACUGGAGUCCAGAGAGCAGGAAGAUGAUUGAGUCUCUGGGAAAACUGGCUUUUGAUCAGCUGCAGAAAGGAAACCUGAUCUUCUAUGAAUCAGACCUGACAGAGUGUGGCAUUGAUAUCAGAGCAGCCUCAGUGUACUCAGGAAUGUUCACACAGAUCUUUAAAGAGGAGAGAGGGCUGUACCAGGACAAGGUGUUCUGCUUUGUCCAUCUGAGUGUUCAGGAGUUUCUGGCUGCUCUUCAUGUUCACCUAAACAUCUUCAAGUCUGAGGUUAACCUGCCAGAGGAACAAAAGAAAACCUUCAAGACUUCAAAAACAAGAAAGGGUGUUUCUCCAGUGGGAAACUUCUACCAGACUGCUGUUGAUGAGGCUCUACAGAGUCCAAAUGGACAUCUGGAUUUGUUCCUUCGCUUCCUCUUAGGUUUCUCCCUCGAAACCAAUAAGAAGUUAUUAAAAGGUCUUCAGUGGAUAGGAAGCAAUUCUCUGCCCAACCAGGAAGCAGCUAAAUACAUCAAGAAGAAGAUUGAAAUGAAUCCAUCUCCUGAGAGGUGCAUUAAUCUUUUCCACUGUCUGAAUGAACUGAAAGAUAAUUCUCUGGUGGAGGAAAUCCAACAGUAUCUAAAAUCAGGAAAUCUCUCUGGACAAAAACUGUCUCCUGCUCAGUGGUCAGCCCUCGUCUUCAUUUUGCUGUCAUCAGAAAAAGAUCUGGAGAUGUUUGACCUAAAGAAAUAUUCUGCUUCAGAGAAGUCACUUUUGAAGCUACUGCCAGUCCUCAGAACAUCCAACAAAGCUUUGCUGGAUGGUUGUAACCUCUCAGAGAGAAGCUGUGUAGCUCUGGCUUCAAUCCUCAGCUCAAAGUCCUCUAAAUUGAGAGAGCUGGACCUGAGUAACAACGACCUGAAGGAUUCAGGAGUGAAGCAGCUGUGUUCUGGACUGCAGAGUCAAUGCUGUAAACUAGAAAGUCUGAGGCUGUCAGGUUGUCUGAUCACAGAGGAGGGCUUUGCUUCACUGGCCACAGCCCUCACCUCCAACCCUUCUCAUCUAAAAGAGCUGGACCUGAGCUACAAUCAUCCAGGAGAGGGAGGAGUGAAGUUCCUUUCUGCUGGACUUGACAAUCAACAUUGGAGGCUAGAAACACUCAGAGUGGACUGUGGUGGAGAAUGGACACUGCAAGCAGGACUGAGAAAAUAUACUUAUCAACUGACUAUGGAUUCAAGAACAGCUCACAGAAACCUUAAACUGUCUGACAACAACAGAAAGACCACAGUGAUGACAGAGGAACAACCAUGUACUGAGGAUCCAGAAAGGUUUGACCACUGGGUCCAGCUGCUCUGUGCAGAAGCUCUGUCUGGUCGCCAUUACUGGGAGGUUGAAUGGGAGGGGACGGUGGGCAUUGGAGUGACUUACAGAGGCAUCAACAGGAAAGGAAGUCAGUCCAGUCGUUUGCUUGGAGGGAAUGAUAAGUCCUGGAUGCUCUACUGUUCAAAAAAUGAUUAUUUUGGGUUUCACAAUGACGAAAGAAAAUAUAUCCCACCACCUUCCAUUGUCUCCAACAGAGUGGGAGUCUAUCUGGACCAACCUUCUGGCACACUGUCCUUCUACAGAGUGUCCUCUGACAAACUGGUCCACCUUCAUACCUUCAGCACCACGUUUACUGAAGCUCUUUAUCCAGCAUUUAGAGCUUUACAAAGUUCUUCUAUCUCUUUGUGAGCUGAUGGAUUAAAACUCUGCUAAACGGUUUAGGACUUUCAGAUCAUUGUUUCAUAUCUUUUAAGUGAAGACAAAUUUUUGAGAGCAGUACAUCACAACUAACUCUUUAUUUAAAACAAGAUAUAAAUGUUCUUAUAGUAUGUAUUAUAUACAUAAAUGUUAUUGUAUUGACCUGGAACUCAAAUUAUCC
Molecule: messenger RNA, 3756 nt
Organism: Girardinichthys multiradiatus
Lineage: Eukaryota; Metazoa; Chordata; Actinopteri; Cyprinodontiformes; Goodeidae
Product: NLR family CARD domain-containing protein 3-like
Exons: 13
Coding region: 84-3566 (1160 amino acids)
Molecular function (GO): protein binding
Source: RefSeq, a predicted model, not a curated record